Echinostoma caproni is the source of this 588-nucleotide messenger RNA. The record is from the annotation of a GenBank genome assembly. Lineage: Eukaryota; Metazoa; Platyhelminthes; Trematoda; Plagiorchiida; Echinostomatidae.
AUGGCAGCUAAUAAAGGGAACUCUCCUUUGCAAAAUGUACUCGAAGAACAGCUGUUACAACAGAUUGAUAAGCUGCAACUCACGGCUCGCCUGUUGGCCUUUCGAGCUUGCAAAUCCGAAGAGGCGAACCGGAAGUCGGAAGCCAAUUUGAAGAAAGUGCAGCAAACGAAGAACCAGUUAAAACAACAAUCCACCGAAUUGGUGGACGAUAUGGAACACGUGAUCUUGUCCAUUGUCACCUCAUUGAAAGCAUUUCAAGCGGAAGCGCGAGCCACUUUAUUCAGUUUGCAAACACAACUUCAAAACUCUGAGAAACAAUUGCAAGAUUCCAAUGAAACCAUUAAACAGUUAACCGAGAAAGUGGAACUCUUGGAAUCCACGGUGGCUGAAAAUAAGCGCUUGUUUGAAGUCAACUUACAAGCCAUUCAUAUAACCUAUGUGAAUAUACUGGAAAAUGUAUUUGAGAAGCUUCAAGAAUACAUGCUCAAAGAUCUGUCCGCGCUGGAGCAAAAGAAUGAGGAUUUGCACAAUCGGUACACGACUGCAUUCAAGCAACUCGGUCUUCAGUGCACAUUUCAUGAUAUUUGA